Messenger RNA from Pseudogymnoascus destructans, 1720 nucleotides. RefSeq lists its product as uncharacterized. Gene Ontology annotation, cellular component: endoplasmic reticulum. Bases 284 to 1696 code for a protein of 470 amino acids. Gene Ontology annotation, biological process: amino acid transmembrane transport. Gene Ontology annotation, molecular function: amino acid transmembrane transporter activity. The transcript is spliced from 2 exons. The record is from RefSeq and is a predicted model, not a curated record. NCBI's taxonomy places the organism in Eukaryota, Fungi, Ascomycota, Leotiomycetes, Thelebolales, Thelebolaceae.
GCCUCUGAUAAGUUAUUACGUAUCGAAAGACAUGAAUUUGAAGUUGUACACCGUUGUACACAUUUGAUUCCCCCUAUUGCCCCUGAGCAGCCUCGUGACUGAUGUGGUCGCCAUCCGUACCAUGCCGCAUUCGACGCCGACAAUAGCUCACACCAAAGGCUGAACCUCAGCCUCCGAACCCACCAACACUCGUUCGACAACACCACAAUUCCACAGCGACAAUGCUGCGAUAGAAAUGCGCGGCCAAAGCUAGCGAACAAACCCGGUCGAAGAGCUAGCUAUUAUGAACCGCCACGGCGCCAACGGCGAGAAUAAUGGCCUCCUGGGCGGCAGCGACUGGGAGGAGCUGAACGAAUAUCCCAGCCGUGCGGGCUCGCACUCGCCAUCUCUGCAGGGCGACGAUGAUGCGAACGCGAAAGAGGACGAGACAAGGAGCGGGUCGCGCACGCGGCCUACCCCGAGGACGCCUAUGAAAGUGCACUUCAAUAUCCCCCGCGACGACGACUCGCUCGCCGAAGCGGGCUAUAUGAAUAGAGGAGACGCCCACGAGGGGAGAGGCGGGGCUAUAAGGAGUUCGGACCAUCUAGACGAGGAUGAUGACCAUCACGACGACGAAGAGGGCCACGAUGCGCCGCUGCUCCCCAGCGCAAGCACUCCAAUCGACUCCGCGCUCGAGAACCCAGAUGACCGCCCGACCUCGUCGCUGCAGGCUGCGAUCUCGAAUAUGUCGAACUCGAUUCUGGGCGCGGGGAUAAUCGGGCAGCCGUACGCGCUGAAGGAGGCGGGGCUGGCUGCUGGUGUGACGUUGCUGGUCGUCCUCACUGUGGUCGUAGAUUGGACCAUCCGGCUGAUUGUUAUAAACUCCAAGAUGUCGGGGCGGAAUACGUUCCAGGGGACGGUGGAGUUUUGCUUUGGCUGGUGGGGACUGCUGGCUAUUAGCUUUGCGCAGUGGGCGUUUGCUUUUGGGGGUAUGGUGGCGUUUGCGGUGAUUGUGGGGGAUAGCAUUCCCCCAGUGAUCGAGGCCAUUUGGCCAGGCAUGAAGGAUAUUAGAUACCUGGGAUGGUUGGCGGGGAGGUCUGGCGCGAUUGUGGUGUUUAUUGGGUGUAUCAGCUGGCCUUUGAGUUUGUAUAGGGAUAUUUCGAAGCUGGCAAAAGCGAGCACAUUGGCGUUAUUCAGUAUGCUGGUUAUCAUCGGGACGGUAGUGACGCAAGGAUUCUCAGUCCCCGCCGAGCUGCGAGGAACGUUCGAUUUACCACUCUGGACAAUCAACGUCGGAAUCUUCCAAGCCAUCGGCGUAAUCUCCUUUGGUGCACCCCUUCCCCCUCUCUUCCCCCUUCCACCAACCCAUCUAACACCCUCCAGCCUUCGUCUGCCACCACAACACCCUCCUCAUCUACUCCUCCCUCUCCACGCCCACCCUGACCCGCUUCUCCCUCCUCACCCACAUCAGCACCAUCAUCUCCCUCUUCGCCUGCCUCGCCAUGGCCCUCUCCGGCUUCCUCACCUUCGGCUCCCUCACCGACGGCAACGUGCUCAACAACUUCCCCAACUCACCCCUCGUCAACCUCGCCCGCUUCUGCUUCGGCCUGAACAUGCUCACCACUCUCCCCCUCGAAGCCUUCGUCUGCCGCGAGGUAAUGGUGAAUUUCUUCGCCCCCUCCGCCGCUGCCGAUGCCCCCGCCACGGACUCCCGUAACUCUUCGGCGCACCACACCAGCAC